AUGGGGAGAGAGCAGGCCCGACUCGGCCAAAUCUUCUCCACCGCGCCGGCGGCCAGCAGGGCGAGCGCGGGGCGGAGCUUGCGUAGGCCGGCGUCGGCCAACCGAGCACUGGAGGGACGCGGGGCCAACAGGGCCGUGCGCGCGCACGGUUGCCGACCAGCAGGGUCGCGGCGGAACGUGGGCGGGCGCGGGCGAGCGCCGGAGGCGGUGCAGGCGCGGGCCGGCAGGGCAGCUGCGGCGGGGCGCGUGCUCGUCGGCCAGCAGCGCAGGGGCGGCGGCCAGCAGGGCCGCGGCGGCAGCGCGUGCAGCAGCGCAGGGCGAGCGCCGGAGGCGGUGCAGGCGCGGGCCGGCAGGGCAGCUGCGGCGGGGCGCGUGCUCGUCGGCCAGCAGCGCAGGGGCGGCGGCCAGCAGGGCCGCGGCGGCAGCGCGUGCAGCAGCGCAGGGCGGCGGCCAGCAGGGCCGUCGGCGGCGGCGCGUGCAGCAGCGCAACAACAACGAUGCGCGGCACCGCGGGUGCACGUCGCAGCGGUGCUGUGA
Molecule: messenger RNA, 537 nt
Organism: Lolium perenne
Lineage: Eukaryota; Viridiplantae; Streptophyta; Magnoliopsida; Poales; Poaceae
Source: RefSeq, a predicted model, not a curated record